AUGACCUCACACAACCUCACACGAUUCUCUUUAAAAAAGAAAAUAAAAUCCAAAACGGACUCCUAUUUGUAUGAUAUCAUUUUGAAGGAAAUAAAGAAGAUUGACUUGGAUUUAGAUGUUCUUCUAGACCUAAAACCAAUAAAAUUGACAGUGACAAAUUCUACUUAUCCAAAUCUAUUGUUCUCUGUAAAAAAAGAAAGAGCAAGAAGAAUAGGAAACAAGAAAGUAAUUGGGAACAAUGGCGGCUUGUUGAAUAUGAAUAUAAAUUAUCAGGCAAAAGAAUACACUAAUUUUGCCCUUACAAGCAUUAGGAGAAGCGUUUUUUGUUUAAGUAUUAACGUAUGUAGAAACAUUUUCCGUGGUAAAUGUAAUUUGCAUAGCAGUCAAUUCUUUAGAAAAGUUUGCAAAAAAGUAAAAUUACUCCAAAAACGAGCGAUUCGUUGUUUUUCUUUACCACUUAUUCCCCACUUAGAUGCAAUCCACUUAUUUUAUCUUUUGUUUGAUUUGCGGGGAUAUUUGUGUUUUCUUGACGCAGUCAUUUUGAAUCCGUCUAAGGAAAGCUUCUCACUGGUACUGAUUAUAAAGCAAGAAAGGUUUUCUGUUAUGGCUGGGAAAUCUAUUUGUCGCCAAUCGCCUGUUUUGCAGGAUAAAAUAUGGUUUUUUAUAGGUGGUCCGUUUGCUAUAAUAGGACUGCCAACGUCCCACCGAUUGCUACUGCAUUGGUUGAUUCGCCGCAAACAAAGAAGAGGUGAUAAAAAUUUCAUAUUUUUAUUGUAUUUUAAUAAAGAUAUAAUAAGAACUCCAAACAAAUGCAUCACAGAAACACAUUUAUUACAAAAAUCGAGUUAA
Messenger RNA from Echinococcus granulosus, 849 nucleotides. RefSeq lists its product as hypothetical. The transcript is spliced from 6 exons. Bases 1 to 849 code for a protein of 282 amino acids. The record is from RefSeq and is a predicted model, not a curated record. NCBI's taxonomy places the organism in Eukaryota, Metazoa, Platyhelminthes, Cestoda, Cyclophyllidea, Taeniidae.